CUGUCUGUGGUACCUGCUGGCUGCUUAACUUAGCUAGCAGUCUUACCUAUCAGACACUUCUGUUUAGGAGUAAUAAAAUUAACGGGAGAGAAAAUGAUUUGGUUUUGUUUUCCGCUCGAUGUACAGCUGCGUUUUAAGGAGAAGACGAGGACCAUCCAUUUGGUUUUAGUGUUUUAGCUGUUAUAGCGUUUUGCUGAGUCCAUUUUGCGUGUAACUGGAAGUGGAAAAGACAAAGAGAAAAGAGCUUUCCAAUAGCUAGAAUGGUUUGGGCCUAAAAGGAAGACAAGAGCAACAUGAACCGUGAGGACCGGAAUGUGCUCCGAAUGAAAGAAAGAGAAAGGAGAAAUCAAGAAAUCCAGCAGGGAGGAGGAGAGGCCUUUCCAGCAAAUUCCCCUCUCUUCCCUGAACCUUACAAAGUGUCCAGCAAGGAAGAUAAACUGUCGAGCCGUAUUCAGAGCAUGCUGGGCAAUUACGACGAGAUGAAAGAACCCAUUGGUGACACAUUUUCAAAGAUAAAACCUUCUAACAGCUCAUCUUCGUCUGAGGAGAAAUCGGGCCCACCUUUGUUUGGGGACCAGCGUGGUGGUAGUGGUGGCAGCAGCCAGACAAAUAAGUGGACUCCUGUUGGCCCUGCAGCGGGCGGAUCUUCAUCCCAGUCCCAGAAACGCUCAGGACUCCAGGGUGGCCACAGCAGCCAGAGGAGCAACGGCGGCAGUAGCGGCAGCAGCAACAGUAGCCAAAGAGGGGAGGUGCGGGAAAAGAAGUCAAGUAAACACAGUGGAGGGUCAGAGCACUCAAAGUCACACACAUCGAGUCCGGCCAAGGGCUCUCUGAGUUCCUCCAGCGGCCACCCGCGGAGCUCCUUGUCAGCCGAGCAGCAUCACAACAAGGAGCGCUACCGCUCUAAGUCUCCACGAGACAGAGAAGCCAACUGGGACUCACCCUCACGGGUUCAUACCUCCUUCCCCAGUGGACAGCACUCAAGUCAGGCCUUUCCCCCGUCUCUUAUGUCCAAGCCCGGCUCCAUGCUGCAAAAACCCACAGCCUAUGUGCGGCCUAUGGAUGGCCAGGAAACGGCAGAACCUAAGAGCUCGCAAGCAGAAAGCUACAGUGGACAGUCGCACAGCAGCACCAUGGGAGAGAUGAAGUCCAACGGCAAGGCCUCACUGUCUAAACUCAAGAUCCCCUCACAACCUGUAGAGGGAUCUGGAGAUGCAAACUGUGUCGACGAAAUUCUGAAGGAAAUGACUCAGUCGUGGCCCCCUCCGCUGACUGCGAUCCACACCCCCUGCAAAACAGAACCCUCCAAGUUUCCAUUCCCAACCAAGGACUCUCACCCUUUUCCAAGUGGACAUAAACGAGGCAGUUCGUCCAAAAGCUCCAGCAGCCACCAGCCCAAAGCUUGCGAUGACCAGCCCACUAUGCUGGAAGAUGACCUGAAGCUGAGCAGCAGCGAGGACAGUGAUGGAGAACAGGACUCUGCCAAGAAUGCCUCAAGAAACACAUCAGCAAGCAAUAACAGUGAAGCAGCCGAGCAAUCGAGGGAUGACUCCAGUAGCCACAGUGGCUCAGAGAGCAGCUCGGGCUCUGACAGCGAGAGCGAAAGCAGCACGACCGACAGCGAAGCCAACGAGCAUCCCCGACCUGCCUCUCCUGAACCUGAACAACCCAUGGCCAACAAGUGGCAGCUGGACAACUGGUUCAAGAAGACUAAGCAGUUCUCCCCUGCUUCUCCAGUGGACAACAACAAUGUUCCACCCAAGUGCAAGAAAGAGGGCAGAGAUAACAGCUCAGGGCGUGGCUAUGGUAGCCAGGGAGGGGGCUCAAAAGACUCUGCAGCACCCACCCCAAGCAGGGACCUACGGGCAGCACAAAAGGGUGCAGAGGGUGGCCGUGGCCGACAAAAAUCCCCCGCCCAGAGCGAAGGUGGUGUAAACCCGCGAAUCCGUGUGGGUAAAAAACAACCUAAAAAAUCCGAGAAGCCUCCUGUCGUGGAAGAACCCAAGGGAGGUCUGAGGGUGGAGAGCGAGCCGGCUCCAGAGAUACCUCCUCAUCGGCCAAAAGCUGCCACCAAGGGUUCUCGCAAACCAAGCAUCAAAAAAGAGCCCAAAUCCUCACCGCGGCCCACCGCAGCCGCCCUCCCCACCAACACCACAGAAAAACGCAAGGCCAAGGCACCCACUAAGACUUCCCAGAAGUCUCGAGAAUUUGUUGAUACAGACUCUUCAUCGUCAGACUCUGAGGAGAAUGACAGCAUCCCAUCGUCAUCACAGACACCAAAAUACGGAGAGAGCAUCAGGACCCCCGUGUGUGUGUUUUCUCCAAUGGAAGAGAAAGAGUUGUUAUCUCCACUCAGUGACCCAGAGGAGCGCUACCCUGCAAGGCAACCUCAGCAGCAGGUUUUGCUAGUUAAGAUAGAUCUCAGCUUGCUGUCUCGGAUCCCAGGGCGGCCCUACGAGGACCUUGAGAUAAAAGUGGAGAGGGACGACUCUCAAGACAGAGACAGCAAAGACUUCAGCAAGCAGAGCUCUGAAAAAAGCUCAAGCAAGGCCAAGAGGAAACACAAGAACGACGAGGAAGGCACCAAGCCAGUGAGCAAGCGCUGCAAACUAGAGGACAAGUCUCUAUCUCACCAUAAAAACAGCAGCAAAGAGUCCAAGAGGUCUUUGGAAAAGAAAGAGGAGCCGGUCCCUUCUCCUUCCAUGUCAGUCGCGCAGCGGACACCGAAGGCAGAGCAUCUGAGUCGGAAGAGGACAGUCAGCCAGUCCUCCACCUCGCUGUCCAGCGGGACGGGAAGCGGAAAAGAGGGGAGUCACAGCGCCAAGGGCAGCUCCACCUCCAAACACAGAAAAGGAGAGGACAAGGGACGCAGCACACGUGAUGGCAAGGAGAAAUCCUCAAAGGGCUGUGAUAACCAGCUGGCUGUGCCUCCGCUCUCCACGGACGGCUCCAAGUCUCAGAGAUCUAAGCUGGUGUUUGAGGACAGGGUCCAUUCAGCAGAUCACUACUUACAGGAGGCCAAGAAGCUUAAACACAAUGCAGAUGCACUGUUGGACCGUUUUGAGAAGGCAAUUUACUACCUGGAUGCUGUGGUGUCCUUUAUUGAAUGCGGUAAUGCCCUGGAGAAAAGUGCCCAAGAGGCCAAGUCUCCCUUCCCCAUGUAUGCUGAAACAGUGGAGCUUAUCAAAUACACUAUGAAGUUAAAAAGCUACAUGGCCCCAGAUGCUACUUCAGCAGACAAGAGGCUAGCUGUGCUUUGCCUACGAUGCCAGUCUCUUCUCUACCUGCGGUUAUUCAAGUUGAGGAAAGACAGCGCUCUAAAAUACUCCAAAACACUCACCGAACACUUAAAGAACUCUCUGAGUAACACCCAGGCCCCCUCUCCUGGAAUGGGAAAUAAGGCAGCAGGCAUGCCCUCUCCAGUGUCUCCCAAACUGUCACCGGGUACAGCGGGUGGCUACUCGUCAGUCAGCAGCAGCAGCAGCACCAGUUCGUCUGUGACUAUACCUCAGCGUAUCCACCAGAUGGCUGCCAGCUACGUCCAGGUCACCUCCAACUUCCUGUACGCCACCGAGGUCUGGGACCAGGCCGAGCAGCUAUCCAAGGAGCAGAAAGACUUCUUCUUGGAGUUGGACAAAGUGAUGGGUCCUCUGAUCUUCAACACCAGCAGCAUGACAGAACUGGUGCGUUACACACGGCAGGGCCUCCACUGGCUGCGUCUGGAUGCUAAACUUAUUCCCUAGCGAGGACUGACUUCCUGCACGCUGCUUCCACACACCCACACCUCAGCCUCUUGUGUUCAGCAACAUGUGCUCAAAGACACACACACGCAUGCCCUCAGAGCAGACAGACACACAAACAACUACGUACUGUAUGCACCCACACACACACACACACACACACACACACACAGUCCACCUCUGGUCCUCCAUGUACACACACACGUGAUGAACUUCUCAGACAUAUCGCCAACACUGUGUCCAUUUUUCUACACCAGCUUGCCAAAAACACUGAGCAAUUUAGAACAUCUCACACCUUCGACCGCACCACACAGGGAGCAGCAUCGAAACUGCAGCAGGAAUCAAAAGAGCUUAUCGCCCGGCUUCGUUUAUCGGCACUCUUACAAAACCCUCGAAGGCCAUGUUUUUAUCUCCUUGGCAUGGAAGCGCUGGGUGAAUUAUUUAUUAUGAAUACACUAAAACUGGGGUUUGGUUUAUAUGCUACUUUGGCUUUUAACUUUUUGUUUUACUUUGUCUCACCAAAGUACCUCCCAUAAACACCAAAGGUGCUUUAAAAUGAAGGUUUCUCUUUAUCAUUUUUGUGCCUUGUAUGUGAGCUACAGGAAAACGGUCACCGGUCAUAUCCGAUUAAAUUAUUCUUUUUGUCUUUUUUGCUAUAGCAACAGUUGUUAUCUUAUGUAUUUUAAACAUUUAGCAGUUAAUGGAAGCUGGCAAUAAUUAUGUUUUUAUUGCAGUUGUGACUUUUUUUUUCAAAUCGAAUCUUCUUAAAACAUCUUACAACAAAAAUGGUGUUGGUCACCACAAAUUAAGCUACCAUCCAAUUCAUCUUUCUUCAAAGUCUCUAGGCACUAGAGGACAAUCUUGGCCCACAAGAUUUAAGGACUAUAGGAAGGGCUACUGUGCACAGCAGAUCAAUGCUUCUGACACGUAUUUAUAAAUGCUCUCUUAGGAGUUCUACUGAUCAGUGUAUUAGUUAAGAACAGUGUACGUUUAUUUUAAAGAAUCAUGAACUUCUCCUCGGCUCUGCUAGCAAAUGAAAUGUUGAUCAGUUCUCUUGAUUUUCUCUUUAAAACACUUGGGUCCCACUAAUGCGCAUCAUGGCCUCGAGGCAUCACUAGCGGGGAUAUUGGACUCUCUGCCUGACUAAAAUUGAUCACAAAUUUUCUGCCUCUUUGGACCUUCAGAGUUAGUCCUGUAGCUCCAUUGUUCAUUGAUAAAUUUCCUCGAGGAAGGAUAAUUUCGAGACAGUUAUUCUUGUUUUGAUUCCUUUGUUUGCCCAGAGUGUAUUUUUCUAAGAAGCAACAGGGACUGUCUUAAGUAUUGAGGAUUGUGUCCACACAUACAAUGCAGUUAUUUACACGGCAGGCAUGAGUUAACAUAAUUUGGCACAACAAAAUCAAAUUUACCUGAAAGAAAAGAUGUUCUGUAGAGAAGCAAACUCAUUAGCGAUGGCAGAUUAGCAGUGUUGCAUUUAUACAGCAAAGAGUUUUAAAUCUAUGAUUAUAUAUCUCAAAUUAAAAGUAUAAUGACCAAUAUAGAUUUUAUUUAUGUAUCGAGCAGUUUUUUUUUUUUUUUCUAGCCAAGCAAAAGUAUAACUUGUCAAAUGCAUAAGUUUAAAACAGGGUUGCAACAGGGGUUAUAAGAAGUAUUUGUAUAUGAAAUUGUUCCUAUUUAAUUUUUUAAAACCAUAAUCAUGUUGUAUUCCAAGAAAGUCGAUGGUUCAGCAGGCAGAGCAGAGAUGACAGUGACUGUGUACGCCAGCUGUCCAGAUACAAACAUUUGUUUUUGUUUUUUUAAAAUGUUUGGCUGUCAGCAAGCCAGAUGUGCACGGCCAUGGCAGCGGUUUUAAAUGAAGAUGUUGGGUGUUUGGUAAUUGUCACUGACAUGAAGAACUGUCUUCUUUUUCCGGUUGUUUUAAGCCCACUUCCUACUAAAACAUGCUGGAAAUAUUAAAGCCUGGGCCAAACGGUAUUCCUGUAAAGCAGAUUUUGUUGUAGCUGAUGCAGAGUUUGGACUAAAAAGUGCCAGAACAUGUAAGACAGAUGUUGACUUCCUCGUUCUAUUCUUCUAUUUAAAAUUCGAUAUAAUUAAUGUCAAGACAAAAUACAUUACUAUUUGGCCCAGGUUUUACCUUUUUUGUUGUGUCUUGUAUCUUCCUUUCCUUCACUGGCUCCCUGGCCUUUUUUGUAGAAGGGGAUACUGUUAUUUUCUCUUACACUUGAAAAAGAGAUAGUCAGAGGAGGUAUUAUUUUAAUCUAUGCAGGAUUUUUACAAAACAUGAAAAUUUAAAAAAAAAAAAAAAAAGAGCAAGAGAGAUCUGUUUCUGUGGAAAAAGUUUAAUUUUUAGGCUUGGGAUUUUUUUCCCCACUUCAUUUUUUUUCCGCCUCAGUAAGAAACCUGUUAAACUCAAGUGUCCAAUGCCUUUAGCUUUUGCAAUUUUGUGUACUGGUUUAGUAUACAUGUGUAUAUAAAUCUGUUUUUAUAACCAAACACAGAUGGCUUGAGCCAUUUUGUACUUAAAGCUGGAGGCCACUUUUCUCAUAGGAAUUCCUCUGUGGGUUUUGCCAGCCCAGUCAAUGUCUUCAUACACUGGUACACUUUGUAAGUACAGGUCCGCGCCUUGUGUUCCCUACACUAUCUUGUAGUCAAAUGUUUAAAAAAAUUUAAAAAAAAUUAGCAUUAGAAUAAUUUUUAACGGUUUGCUACUCACACUUAUUUAUUUUUCUGCCCCUUUGCUUAAUGUUUUUUUCUAUUUUGCCUUUUUAAAGGAGUACCAUUUUAUGAAAUAGGAAGAUGUAAAUGUAUUGGAGUUGUUCAUGAUGAGAUUUCAUUGUAAGUAGUAAUUAUUAAUUCUAACUUGAAAGAAUCCAGGGUAAGAUGAGUUUUUUUGACAUUCAGUAGGAAGAUGUUAACACUUGCAUGUUUCUAUUUAAAUACAAAUGUACAAAUUGUAAAUAUAACAUUUCUUUAAGGGUGAAUUUCUACUACAGGUCGACAUUUUUAUUAAAUUUAAAAAUGCUGUAAAUAUACUUGUGAGAUACUUUAUGCACAUUUUUUUCUUCCUCUGUGGGCUUUUAUGUUCCUUUCUUCUUCCAAGUUACAGACGACAUCCCAGUCUGUUAACACUGUAUAUCAAAUUGAUUUCUCAGUCUUUUCUUACUGUGCUCGUAUACUUUGUCUUCUGCUUCACCGUCUCUCAGUAUCACGGUCGCCACAUAAUCAUUAAUGUCUCUAGAUCCAAGUGCAAAUAUUUUGUGUUUCUCUGUAUUUGAUAUGGAGCUGUGUACUUUUCAUGAAAUGUAUAUUGUUGAUCUCAUGGGACGGAUGGAUGGCAUGUACAGUCUGUUAUGUAAAACCAUGUCUGUUUCUUCCUCAGAGAGAGGCGUAUUUACUGUGUGUCCCUUUUGAACAAUUGGUCCAACAUGUCUUUUGAAACAGAGGUAUUUCUCUACACGUCAAAACAGUUGUAGCAGUUUAUACAGUAUGUUGUAUAACACCUUUUUCUAAAAAGUCGUCUCAAAAUGUGAGACCAGCAGCAUACACUAUGUACAAUAAUCUAAAUUGGAUUAGUUUUAAGAGAACUGAUGAUAGAGAUACUAUAUAUGAUGGAUGCAAUAUGAUUAAAGGUACUCAUUGAGUUUGAUCUUCAAACUUAGGUUAUGUAAUUUAAAAGCAUUCUUGUGAAGUGAGUAUUAAUUGUGACUAAUGAGAGUCUGUCCUGAAUAUUCUUUGUAUUUUGCCGUAUUGAGAAUAAAAUAUAUAUGGAUAUGUUUAAA
This is a messenger RNA of Amphiprion ocellaris (clown anemonefish), 7516 nucleotides long. It is a transcript of the gene aff4, whose product is annotated as AF4/FMR2 family, member 4. Gene Ontology annotation, cellular component: super elongation complex; nucleus. Gene Ontology annotation, biological process: regulation of gene expression. NCBI's taxonomy places the organism in Eukaryota, Metazoa, Chordata, Actinopteri, Pomacentridae. Bases 294 to 3743 code for a protein of 1149 amino acids. The record is from RefSeq and is a predicted model, not a curated record. The transcript has 21 exons.